CCGGGGCUCUCCCCCUGCCCCGGAAGUCGCGCUCCCGGAAGUCGCGCUGCCCUCUCGGUCUCUUUCCGCCGCCAUCUUGGGCCCCGCUCCCCGCACAAAAUGCCCGGCGAAGCCACAGAAACCGUCCCGGCCACGGAGCAGGAGCUGCCGCAGCCGCAGGCGGAGACAGGGUCUGGCACAGAGUCUGACAGCGAUGAAUCCGUACCAGAGCUUGAAGAGCAGGACUCCACACAGGCCACGACGCAGCAGGCACAGCUCGCGGCAGCAGCCGAAAUAGACGAAGAACCCGUCAGCAAAGCAAAACAGAGCCGGAGCGAGAAGAAAGCUCGCAAGGCAAUGUCCAAGCUGGGCCUUCGCCAGGUGACAGGAGUGACCAGAGUCACCAUCCGGAAAUCCAAGAACAUCCUGUUUGUCAUCACAAAGCCAGACGUGUACAAGAGCCCGGCGUCAGACACCUACAUUGUCUUUGGAGAGGCCAAGAUCGAAGACCUGUCCCAGCAGGCUCAGCUGGCAGCUGCUGAAAAGUUCAAAGUGCAAGGAGAACCCGUGUCCAACAUCCAGGAAAACACACAGACCCCCACGGUGCAGGAGGAGAGCGAGGAAGAGGAGGUUGAUGAAACCGGCGUGGAGGUGAAGGACAUCGAGCUGGUGAUGUCUCAGGCGAACGUGUCGCGAGCCAAGGCCGUGCGAGCCCUCAAGAACAACAGUAACGACAUUGUAAACGCGAUAAUGGAACUGACGAUGUAGCCGCCGGAGGGAGCAGCCUUUUUUGGUGUUUCAGAGAAGAGUAAAAUACAGCUAAAUUUAAAAUUUGUACUAUUUCUAUCGGUUAAUAAAGUUGUGGCUUAUUGUUGGUGAAA
Melospiza georgiana is the source of this 860-nucleotide messenger RNA. It is a transcript of the gene NACA, whose product is annotated as nascent polypeptide associated complex subunit alpha. Gene Ontology annotation, cellular component: cytoplasm; nascent polypeptide-associated complex. The coding region runs from base 100 to 747 and encodes 215 amino acids. The record is from RefSeq and is a predicted model, not a curated record. The transcript has 8 exons. Lineage: Eukaryota; Metazoa; Chordata; Aves; Passeriformes; Passerellidae. Gene Ontology annotation, biological process: protein targeting to membrane.